Messenger RNA from Dermacentor andersoni, 1999 nucleotides. RefSeq names its product clusterin associated protein 1 (gene Cluap1). Gene Ontology annotation, biological process: cilium assembly. Gene Ontology annotation, cellular component: cilium; microtubule organizing center; intraciliary transport particle B. NCBI's taxonomy places the organism in Eukaryota, Metazoa, Arthropoda, Arachnida, Ixodida, Ixodidae. The record is from RefSeq and is a predicted model, not a curated record.
AUAUGCCGAUUGAGGGAAAGCGAUGUUUGUAGGCCGAAUUGCAGUGAAAAAUAAGUAAAACUGAGCAGCUUAGUUACAAUUCUAGUGCAGUCUAGCCUGGUGAAAAGUGGUUUCAAAUACAGCGUGCAUAGAUAACAAUGUCUUACCGAGAGCUCAGAAGUAAGAUAGUCGUUGCAAGAUAAUUGAUGCACUGUCCCACCAUCACCUUAUAUAUAUCAUGAUUUACUACCACGAGCGACUUGUUGAAUUUUCAGAUUUCACGGAGAUGACUAGGGCGCUUGGCUACCCAAGGUUGAUUUCGUUGGAAAACUUUCGGACGCCAAAUUUCCCCCUUGUAGCUGAAAUUCUGCGCUGGCUUAUCAGCAGGUACGACCCCGACAUCGAAGUGCCACCCGACAUUGACACGGAGCAGGACAGAGUGGUGUUCAUCAAAUCUAUCGCCCAUACAAUGGCCACGAAAGCACAUCUAAAACUGAACACCCGCAAGCUCUACAUGGCAGACGGUUAUGCCGUGAAGGAGCUCCUAAAGAUCACUGCACUGUUGUACGAUGCCAUGCGGGCUAAGGCCGGGGACGAAGAGUUGAGUGGCGGUGAUCAGGCAGUUGCUGUGCCUUACCAAAACUAUGACGCUGCGUCCAAGUUUUCUGACCUCAAGAUGACCCGACAGCUGGCCUCUGAAAUAACACAGCAGGGUGCCGUGCUCUACGACCGGCUCGCCAAGGAAGCAGAACUGAAGGAAAUCCGAAGUGCUACUCUAUCCAAGCAGCUGGAAAUAACGGACAUUGAAAAGUGCCUCCAGGAUGCCAUCAAGGCUGUAGUCGAGCAAACAAGUGAGCUCCAGCGUCGGAUUGAAUCUGUGGCAUCCGACGAAGCCAACCUCGAAGCCAAGAUUGAGAAAAAGAAAGCCGAACUAGAGCGAAACCAGAAGAGGCUCGCCACACUCCAGGCAGUCAGACCUGCAUUCAUGGACGAGUACGAGAGAAUCGAGGAGGAAUUGUCCCAAGUCUACGCGGCGUACAUAGUCAAGAUACGAUGCCUGGCCUAUCUGGAGGAACAACUCGAGGAGCUCGAAAAAGCACAGAAGAUGGAGUUUGCUGUACGUGAACAGAGGAUCAAAACGGCAACACGGGAGAGCAACCACAAAUUGGUUAGCAAUCAAGAGUAUGGUGACACUUUAGGACUGGGUGCCACAGAUUCCGAAAGCCAGGCUGCGGCUGGGAGACUGCUGUUUGGCUCCAUGGCAGGUGGCGACAAGGUGCUCGACUCGGACUCUGACCUUGACCUCGAAGGCGAGGACGAGGGAUCCGACGACGGCUCCUCGGACGACGACCUCGAGCUGGACCUUGAAGCCAUGGGCGGGAUCAAGCCUCCCAACAGGCGUUCCCAGUCGCAGUUCAUUGACAGCGACAACGACUUUUGAUGCGCUCAUGAUACAAGGGACGGUACAUUCCAGAGACAUUUACAUUACACAGGUCCACUACGUGCUAGCCAUACAUCAUGACCAAUUAUACCUAGUCCAAGAGUUUGAAAGUUAGAUCACACAAACGUGCAUGCUGAUUAGUUACAAGCAAGCAAAGGCUUUGUAUAUAAUAUAAACAAGUUAACAUUGCAACAGUGUGUUCAGCCAUCUUGAGGCAGAGAAAUUCAAGAUUAAGGUGUGCUAUUGCAUUGAACUUGGCAAGCAUUGUGCGUGCCUGUCUCAAUCACUCUCGUGGCUAGCACAUGCAUAGAGCAAUGAGUGAUGGCUUUUGCGCUAUGCGUGUUUCUUUGCUUGACACCAUAACCAUGUUGGUUCAGUGCCCCAAUCACCUUCCAUACUGCAGCACCUCUCGUAGCUUGGAUGUUGCCUCGGACGCUAAACUAUACAUCUAUAAGCCAAUACCUAGAGCGCAAAGCGAAAGAGAGGCAAUUGGCACUGACCCAGAGCCUUCCGUGUGGAAGAAAAUGAAGUAUUUAUUUUGUUCCGUAGCAAAAAUAAACAAUUUGACACAUACUCUCA